Molecule: messenger RNA, 7008 nt
Organism: Trichomycterus rosablanca
Lineage: Eukaryota; Metazoa; Chordata; Actinopteri; Siluriformes; Trichomycteridae
Gene: abcc1
Product: ATP binding cassette subfamily C member 1 (ABCC1 blood group)
Exons: 31
Coding region: 12-4556 (1514 amino acids)
Biological process (GO): xenobiotic transport; glutathione transmembrane transport
Cellular component (GO): basolateral plasma membrane
Molecular function (GO): ABC-type xenobiotic transporter activity; ATP binding; ATP hydrolysis activity
Source: RefSeq, a predicted model, not a curated record
AUCCUGCACUCAUGACUUUUAAUCACUUCUGCAGCGUGGACGGGUCCGACCCGUUCUGGGACGAGAACCGGACAUGGCGUGCGCAGGUCCCCGAUGUGACCCGAUGUUUCCAGAACACACUCCUCGUCUGGAUCCCGUGUAUCUACCUCUGGUUAAUCGCUCCGUUUUACUUUCUGUACCUCAGAAACCACAACUGUGGGUACAUAUGCAUGAGCCACCUGAAUAAAGCCAAAACUGUCACUGGGUUCCUGCUGUGGAUCGUCUGCUGGUCAGAUGUUUUCUACUCUUUCUGGGAAAGAGGACGAGGACUCCCGAGCGCGCCCGUGUACCUGGUCAGUCCCACCAUCCUGGGCGUAACCAUGCUUCUGGCGACGUUGUUGAUCCAGUACGAGCGGAUUAAGGGAGUCCAGUCCUCGGGCUUGAUGCUGAAUUUCUGGCUCAUCGCUGUCGUUUGUGCAACAGUCACGUUUCGCUCCAAAAUCCUACAGGCGCUCCACGAGCCGGACACCGUCGACGUCUUCAGAUACACCACGUUCUACACCUACUACGCUUUACUCUUCAUCUCGCUCAUCCUGUCCUGUCUGUCAGACCAGCCUCCCUUCUUCUCCAAAACAAUCAGAGACCUGAAUCCGUGUCCGGAAUCCGGAGCGAGCUUCCUCUCCAGGAUCACCUUCUGGUGGAUCACACGAUUGAUGAGGCAGGGCUUUAAAAGGCCGCUGGAGGAGAAGGACCUGUGGUCCCUGAAUCCUGAGGAUGAAUCGCAGAACGUCGUACCUCAGCUGGUGCGCCGCUGGAACCACGAGUGCAGCCUGGUCAAAAGGCCGGUGGAGGCGGCCAUGUACUCGCCCAAACGCCCGGCCAAGCCCGAGAAGAAGGAGCAGCCGGCGGAGGAGUCCGAGAUCCUGCUCACCAAAGCUCCUCAGAAGAACCGGGAAGCGUCGCUGCUCCUGGCUCUGUGCGGAACCUUCGGCCCGUAUUUCCUGGUCAGCUCCGUCUACAAGAUCAUCCACGACGUCCUGAUGUUCGCCGGGCCCGUGAUCCUCAGGCUGCUGAUCCAGUUCGUGAACGACUCCAGCGCCCCCUCCUGGCACGGCUUCUUCUACACGGCUCUGCUCUUCGUGUGCACCUGCGUGCAGACCCUCAUCCUGCAGAAAUACUUCCACGUGUGCUUCAUGACUGGCAUGAGACUGCGCACAGCCAUCGUGGGCACUAUUUACAGGAAGGCCUUGGUGAUCACGAACGCCGCCCGGCGAACCUCUACCGUGGGGGAGAUAGUGAAUCUGAUGUCUGUAGACGCCCAGCGCUUCAUGGACCUGAUCACCUACAUCAACAUGAUCUGGUCUGCUCCUCUCCAGGUCAUUCUGGCACUUUACUUCCUCUGGCAGAAUUUGGGUCCGUCUGUGCUGGCGGGAGUGGCGGUAAUGGUGCUGAUGGUUCCAGUAAAUGCAGUUAUUGCCAUGAAAACCAAAACCUACCAGGUGGCGCAGAUGAAGAGCAAGGACAACCGGAUAAAGCUGAUGAACGAGGUGCUGAACGGAAUCAAGGUGCUGAAGCUGUACGCCUGGGAGCUGGCCUUCAAUAACAAAGUCUCCCAGAUACGAGAGGGUGAACUGCGGGUGCUGAAAAAGGCCGCCUACCUGGCUGCCGUGUCCACCUUCACCUGGGUCUGCGCCCCCUUCCUGGUGGCGCUGUCCACGUUCGCCGUGUACGUGAUGGUGGAUGAACACAACAUCCUGGAUGCGCAGAAGGCCUUCGUCUCUCUGGCUCUCUUUAACAUCCUGCGCUUCCCCCUGAACAUGCUCCCCAUGGUGAUCAGCAGCAUGGUGCAGGCGAGUGUGUCCAUGAAACGUCUGCGUGUGUUUCUGUCACACGAGGAGCUGGAGGAGAACAGCGUGGACCGCAAACCCAUCGCCAGCUCGCCCGACAGCAUCGUGAUCACGGACGGGACGUUCAGCUGGUCUAAGGGCGACUCUGCUACUUUAAAGAGCAUUAAUGUGAGGGUUCCUGAGGGAGCUCUGGUGGCGGUAGUAGGACAGGUGGGUUCUGGGAAAUCCUCUCUGCUCUCGGCUCUGCUGGGUGAAAUGCACAGACAGGACGGAUCCGUUUCUGUCAGGGGUUCGGUGGCGUACGUUCCCCAGCAGGCGUGGAUCCAGAACGCCACACUGAGGGAGAACAUCGUGUUUGGACAGCAGAAGAACGAGAGCAGCUACCAGAAGGUUCUGGAGGCCUGCGCUCUCCUUCCAGACCUGGAGAUCCUGCCCGGAGGAGACGACACUGAGAUCGGAGAGAAGGGUGUGAAUCUGUCCGGAGGUCAGAAGCAGAGGGUGAGCCUGGCCCGGGCGGUGUUCUGUGACUGCGCCGUGUACUUGCUGGACGAUCCGCUGUCCGCCGUGGACGCUCACGUGGGGAAGCACAUCUUCGAGAAGGUCAUCGGGCCUCAGGGACUGCUGCAGGGGCGCACCCGCGUGCUGGUGACCCACGGGCUGAGCUUCCUGCCGCAGGCAGACCUCAUCCUGGUGAUGGAGGACGGCCAGAUCAGAGAGGCGGGGUCCUACACCGAGCUGCUGAACAGACACGCCGCCUUCGCCGAAUUCCUGCGCACCCACACCAACACCGAACAGGAAGAGGAGAGCGAGACGGGCGGAGAUCCAACAGCUCACAAACUUCUGGAGAAUGGAGGACCAGCAGCUCUGCACAGACAAAGUCAGGUGUCGCUGAAUGCGGUAGGUGGAGUGAAGCCGAAUGUCGAUGGUAACGUUACCAAAGAAACAAAACCCAAAUCUGCAGAAGCUGCCAAACUGACCGAGGCAGAUAAAGCCAACACGGGCAGGGUGAAACUGGCUGUAUUUUGGGAGUACAUGAAGGCCAUCGGCGUGUUCCUCUCCGUGAUCAGUAUUUUCCUCUUCCUGGUUCAUCAUGUGGCGUCUCUGGGUUCCAACUAUUGGCUGAGCUUGUGGACGGACGAUCCCGUCGUUAACGGCACUCAGCCCACCCGGGACAUGAGACUGGGGGUGUACGGGGCGCUCGGACUCUCACAAGGCAUCUCGGUCUUCUGGUACUCCAUCGCCGUGUCCCUCGGUGGGAUUCUGGCUUCGCGCUACCUCCACCAGACCAUGCUGCACGACGUGCUGCGCUCACCCAUGUCGUUUUUCGAGCGCACACCGAGCGGGAACCUGGUCAAUCGCUUCUCCAAGGAGACGGACACCAUCGACUCGGUCAUCCCCAGCAUCAUCCGCAUGUUCAUGGGCUCUUUGUUCAACGUGCUGGGCUCCUGCACGGUCAUCCUGAUCGCCACGCCCCUCGUAGCCAUCAUCAUCCCCCCGCUGGGCCUGCUUUACUUCUUCGUACAGCGUUUCUACGUGGCCUCGUCUCGGCAGCUGAAGCGUCUGGAGUCGGUGAGCCGCUCGCCCGUGUACACGCACUUUAACGAAACGCUUCUGGGCACCAGCGUGAUCCGGGCGUUCGGGGUGCAGCAGCGCUUCAUCGGGGAGAGCGACAGACGUGUGGAUCACAACCAGAAAGCGUACUUCCCCAGUAUUGUUGCUAACAGGUGGUUAGCGGUGAGGCUGGAGUGCGUAGGGAACUGCAUAGUGACGUUCGCUGCCCUUUUCGCCGUGAUGUCCAGAGACAGUCUGAGCUCAGGGAUUAUGGGACUGUCCAUCUCGUACGCUCUGCAGGUCACGGCGUCUCUGAACUGGCUGGUGAGAAUGUCGUCGGAGCUGGAGACCAACAUCGUGGCGGUGGAGAAGGUGAAGGAGUACUCGGACACGGAGAAGGAGGCUGAAUGGAAGCUGGAGAAAAGCUCGCUUCCCGCCGGCUGGCCCACCGUUGGCCGCAUCGAGAUGCAGAACUUCGGACUGAGGUACCGAGAAGAUCUGGCGCUGGCUAUUCACGACAUCAGCGUCACCAUCGAGGGCGGAGAAAAGGUGGGGAUCGUGGGUCGGACCGGAGCAGGGAAGUCGUCCCUCACCCUCGGGCUGUUCCGGAUCAUCGAGGCGGCGCAGGGGGAGAUCCGUGUCGACGGGGUGAACAUCGCCGAGCUCGGCCUGCACGAACUCCGCUCACGUAUCACCAUCAUCCCACAGGACCCGGUGCUCUUCUCAGGCUCUCUGAGGAUGAACCUGGACCCGUUUGAUGGUUACUCUGACGAGGAGGUGUGGAGAGCUCUGGAACUGGCUCAUCUCAAAAGCUUCGUGUCUGGUCUUCAGGAGAAACUGAACCACGAGUGUUCAGAAGGAGGAGAGAACCUCAGUCUGGGUCAGAGGCAGCUGGUGUGUUUAGCUCGAGCUCUGUUGAGAAAGACGAAGAUUCUGGUUCUGGAUGAAGCCACGGCUGCUGUUGACUUGGAAACGGACGAGCUGAUCCAAUCCACCAUCCGCACUCAGUUCUCCCAGUGUACAGUACUGACCAUCGCCCACCGCCUCAACACCAUCAUGGAUUAUACCAGGGUGUUGGUUCUAGAUAAAGGUCAGAUGGUCGAGUUCGACUUUCCGUCCAACCUCAUCGCCAAAAAAGGAAUCUUCUACAAGAUGGCCAAAGAUUCGGGUCUGGUCUGAUCCAAUCAGGACGGAACCUGUUCCAGAAGCUCCGUCCGUUCUAGAACUUGCUGCUCAUUUUAGAGCUCAGCUGUGGGCAGGAAGUCUUUCACCGAGCACUUUGUUUUUGCUGCUGGAGACGCUGUUACUGUAGGAUCUGGUUACAAAGCCUCUGUUACAUCACCGUACCGUGUUACACCAUGUUACACCACCACCACUCGAGUCAGAUUUAUGUCCUUGGACAGAGGACACGCCCGGGACUUCAACCACUGCCUGACCUACCUCGCUCAGCACCUCGUACACACACUCCGGCGCCUCAAAGACACACACACACAUACACACGUUACGAAACAAGCAGAAAAUACACAACCUAAAAUUAUUUUACUGCCCCACGUGCACCAGGGUUUUUUAUUUUACUUCUCCUCUGGUGCUCUGAGGCCCAAAUCGCUAAGAAGAAAUAUAAUCAACAUUUAAAUAUUAUUAGGUUUAGUUUAAAUAUAAAUAUUAAUAAGUUAUAUUUACUUUUGUUCCUCAGCUCUUUGCCAAAAAAAUGGGCUAAAAAACAUAAAUGAUGUAAACCAACGAAAAUAAAAAAAAAGCUUCAUUAUUUUAAUUAUUUUUGCUAUUUAGUUUGUUAGUAAACAGCCGUGAGAACGACGUGUGUUCGGACAGCACUGAUUCAAUCUCAACGUGACGCUCGUGGCUCAUUUCAGUCACAAACACACGACUGGGAUGUCUGCCUAGGAAACACUUACCGCUUAACGCCCAGGACGGGGCAGCAGUCCAUCGAGGGGCUGCGCGGUCAGUCGUGUCUCGAUAGGCCGCUGUGCCACCCGAGCAGAUCUAAAUUAUAUAAAUGAAUCAAACAGAUUAAAUCUGUUAAGUUUAAUAAUGUACUGCUGGUGAUCCUGUUUCUCCUCCUAUGUUUUGAUAAUAAUCUAAAUAAUUUGUACCUGGCACAGGUUUUAUGCCGGAUGCCCUCCCUGGCACAACCAUCCUUUUUCUCUCUGGGUUUGGGACCAGCACUGAGAGCGCACUGACAGUUGCACCUCCCAAUGACUAGGCUGUUUCGACCACUCCCUCUCUCGGACACUAGCCAAUCAUGUCCAUGCAGAUGCCUGCCUGGCUGAUAGCACCGCUGAGAUUGGAACCCUGAGUCCUCAGAUCUCAGCAGUGGUGGGCUGGUGUAUUUUACCGCUGUGCCACCAGAGUACCCUGUUUUAUAUAUAUUAUGUAUUCAAUAUUUCUGAAUGUUUGCCGUCUUUUAAAUGCAAAAGGAAAAGUUACGUACUGCAGCUUUAAUUAAAACUAGGAUAAAUUCUCGCACGUCUCCCACGUCUCCCACUCCACGGUCUCAGUCACUCCACGUAUUGAUCCAUCGAUUCCUUCUGACAGCAUAAAGGAACCAGAAUUAAAGAUCAGCUGCGUUUGAUCAGCGUAUGGAUGAACCUACAGGUGCCACAUUUAAAAGAUUUACUCAGGUUUCUUCUGUCCAAUCGGAAAACAUUAUUUUAUUAUCAUUAUUACUGAUCAUGACGCAUCCGCGUCAAUAACAGCGUUUACAUUUAGAUGCCAUGCUUGGCGUUGUUCCCGCCUGUGAGCUGUGUGUGGGUUGAGUGUGAGUGGGUAAGUGUGAGUGUUUCUGACCAUGUUGAGUGUAUGUUUCCGGGUGUGUGUGUGUGUGUGUUGAUAGUGCAGGUGUUGAGCGUGAUGAGAAUGUGAGUGUGUUGAGUGUGCAAUUUUUUUGGCCAUGUGUUGAGUGUAUGUUUCCGGCUGUGAGUUGAGUGCGAGUGUUGACGGUUAUGAGAGUGUUGAGUAAGUGUUUCUGGCCGCAUACGUGUGUUUAGUUCAAGUGUUUCUGUGUUUUUCUGGCCGUGUGCAAGUGUUGAGAGUACGAAUGUUGAGUAAGUGUGUGAGUGUUUCUGGCCCUGUGUGAGUGUGUGCGAUUGUUGAGCACGAGUGUUUCCGGCCAUGUGGUGAGUGUUGUGUGCGAGUGUUGAGUGUGAUGAGAAUGUGAGUGUUGAGAGUGCGAAUGUUGAGCGUGCGAGUGUUUCUGGCCAUGUGUUGUGUGUAUGUUUCCAGCUGUGAGUUGAGUGCGAGUGUUGAGAGUGUGUGUGAGUGUUUCUGGCCGUGUGCGAGUGUUAAGUGCGAGUGUGUUGAGUGAGUGGUGUGAAUAAUGCCAGGCAGCUGUAGGUUGUACUUUACACCAGCACUCACACUCCAUAUCUGACUCAUGAGAACAUGGAAACGUCAUGAAGUGUCGCAGCAUCUCGUCCGUCUGUCCGGUCGGUCCAGGCGGUCGGUCAGUUCCUCGGUUUGAUCCAAAGCUUUUUUGGGAGUUUGUGUGUUUUUUUUUGACAUGUGGCUGAAUAGUUUCAUAUUUAUACAGUUUGUUAUGGUGUACCAUCAUUGUUUGUAAAACACACACAGUUUAAACUGUGAUUUAUUAAUAAAUGAAGAUUUAAUAAAUAAA